This is a messenger RNA of Daphnia pulex (common water flea), 1353 nucleotides long. It is a transcript of the gene me31B, whose product is annotated as ATP-dependent RNA helicase me31b-like. Bases 1 to 1353 code for a protein of 450 amino acids. The transcript is spliced from 10 exons. Gene Ontology annotation, cellular component: P-body; cytoplasmic stress granule. The record is from RefSeq and is a predicted model, not a curated record. Gene Ontology annotation, biological process: P-body assembly; cytoplasmic stress granule assembly. Gene Ontology annotation, molecular function: RNA helicase activity; ATP binding; mRNA binding. NCBI's taxonomy places the organism in Eukaryota, Metazoa, Arthropoda, Branchiopoda, Diplostraca, Daphniidae.
AUGGCAGAAGCCGUUGCUAGUCAGCCAAGCUUAGUGGCCAACAAUCAUGCCCUUUCGCCGAUGAGACCCAGUCCUCAGCCGCUAAUUGCGAAGCAAGAGAAUAACUCUGACAAUUUCUGGAAGUCUCAGUUGAAGAUCCCACCCAAGGAUCGUAGAAAACAGACUAGCGAUGUUACCAACACUAAGGGAACAAGUUUUGAAGACUUUUGUCUGAAGCGUGAAUUGUUGAUGGGUAUCUUUGAAAAGGGAUGGGAGACACCUUCACCCAUUCAAGAGGUUGGAAUUCCUAUGGCUCUGACUGGGCGUAAUAUCCUGGCUCGUGCUAAGAAUGGAACUGGAAAAACAGGUGCUUAUUGUAUACCAGUAUUGGAACAAGUAGUUCCGUCUGAGCAACACAUCCAAGCAUUAAUUGUUGUGCCAACACGUGAACUGGCAUUGCAAACAAGCCAAAUCUGCAUUGAACUAGCUAAACAUUUGGAUAUUCGUAUCAUGGUGACUACUGGUGGUACUGACCUGAAAGAUGACAUUAUGAGGAUCUUUGGAAAAGUUCAUGUUGUGAUUGCCACUCCUGGUCGUGUUUUGGAUCUGAUGGAAAAGAAGAUUGCGGUAAUGGACCGUUGUAAGGUCCUUGUUUUGGAUGAGGCUGACAAACUGCUCUCUCAAGACUUCAUGGGAAUGUUGGAUCGUAUAAUUUCGUUCCUACCAGCCAAGCGCCAAAUUUUGCUUUAUUCGGCAACUUUCCCUGUAACUGUCGAGGAGUUUAUGAGGAAACACAUUGAUAACCCAUAUGAAAUCAAUUUGAUGGAAGAACUAACACUGAAAGGUGUCACGCAAUACUACGCUUUUGUCCAAGAACGGCAAAAAGUGCACUGCCUCAAUACGCUGUUUUCUAAAUUGCAGAUCAAUCAAAGUAUUAUCUUCUGCAACUCCACUCAACGUGUGGAACUUUUGGCUAAGAAGAUCACUGAGCUGGGCUACUCGUGCUAUUACAUUCAUGCCCGUAUGCAGCAAGCUCACAGAAACCGCGUCUUCCAUGAUUUCCGUAAUGGGCUGUGCCGUAACCUCGUGUGCUCCGAUUUGUUCACUCGUGGUAUUGACAUUCAAGCUGUGAACGUGGUCAUCAACUUCGACUUUCCCAAGAUGGCUGAAACUUACCUGCACAGGAUUGGUCGUUCGGGUCGGUUUGGACACCUGGGUAUUGCUAUCAAUCUGAUUACUUAUGAAGAUCGUUUCGCCCUGCAUCGCAUUGAGAGUGAACUUAGCACUGAAAUCAAGCCCAUUCCUAAGGUCAUUGACAAAUCCCUCUACGUGGCCGAGUUCCAAGAAGAUUCCGAGGAGCAAUCAGGAAAGUAA